Molecule: messenger RNA, 888 nt
Organism: Bactrocera latifrons
Lineage: Eukaryota; Metazoa; Arthropoda; Insecta; Diptera; Tephritidae
Product: DNA repair protein RAD51 homolog 3
Exons: 6
Coding region: 52-858 (268 amino acids)
Biological process (GO): meiotic DNA recombinase assembly; reciprocal meiotic recombination; DNA repair
Cellular component (GO): Rad51C-XRCC3 complex; Rad51B-Rad51C-Rad51D-XRCC2 complex; replication fork
Molecular function (GO): ATP-dependent DNA damage sensor activity; ATP binding; crossover junction DNA endonuclease activity
Source: RefSeq, a predicted model, not a curated record
AAACCCGCCAAAUUUCACAAUAAUAUAAAUUUUAUUCAAAAGUAAAAUACGAUGUUUAAAAUAAGUUCUUUUGAGAUAUGGCGACAAGAGAAAGAAAUGCCACGCAUUAUAACUCUUUGUAAAAAAUUAGAUGAUAUCUUAGAAGGUGGUCUUGCAGCUGGUUUGAUUACUGAAUUUUGCGGUGGACCAGGUUGUGGGAAAACACAAAUGUGUUUGCAGCUUUGUAUCAAUGUGCAAUUUCCACGAAGAGUGGGUGGCCUUCAGGGCCAAGCUGUGUAUUUGGAUACAAAUCAAGAUUUCAGUCCUAAUCGUUUGCGAGAAAUUGCGUACUGUGCCGAAAAACGUUUAAUUCGUGCCUUACCCAAAACUGGGUUUGACUUAGGCACGCAAUAUCCUUUUACAGUUAAUUCAAUACUGGCAGGAGUAAAUUAUUUGUAUUGUAAAAAUCAUAUAAUACUACAAGCGGCAGUCGAGAGUCUACGUGAAAUGCUAAUUAAUAAUAAUGAGAUAAAGCUGAUCAUCGUUGAUUCGUUCUCCUUCCCUUUGCGCUUAAUUGAAGAUGUGGCAGAACGUAUUGGAGUAGUUUAUAAUUUAUUAUCGCAGCUACAGCAGUUAGCGACAGAUUUUAAAGUAGUAGUUGUUAUAACAAAUGAGUUAACAACGCGUAUUACUGGCAAUGACUGGAACAUAUGUCCAGCAUUAGGCGACAGCCACGGACAUAAAAUUAAUCAGCGCAUCAUUCUUAGUAAAUGUAUUGAAGAAAAUUGUUUCGUUGCAUUGAUGGAAAAGUCGAAUAUAGUACCAAAAGUASCUCUACCUUUCGUGAUUAAACAAAAUGGAAUUCGUGAUUUAUCAUAAACAUCAAACAAUUUUUAACUCUAGCUUGCU